CGAAACACCAAAACAACAAAAUCAGCUUGAGUGUGACUCUGACACGGAUAACAUGACGGGAAACUCAGAUCAGUCGAGCAGAGAUUGGGGACCUGAGGACGAGAGAGAGAAUGACAGAGCAGAGCUGAGACUCGUCCUGAUUGGUCGAACAGGCUCUGGCAAGAGUGCCACAGGAAACACUGUCCUAGGACGAUGCCACUUCCUGUCAGCCUUGAGAGCGAUUUCAGUGACCCGUGUGUGCGAGAUGAGCACUGUGGAGCUGCCUAAGGAGGAAGAGGAUUCUUGUGUGUGGAAGAAGCUGCUGGUCGUUGAUAUGCCGGGAUUCGGCGACACACGGCUUGACCCGAGUCACGUUCGCGCUGAGAUCGCCAAGUGUGUGGCACUAACGGCACCUGGGCCACAUGCGUUCCUGCUCGUGGUUCCUCUGGGCCGCUACACUGAGGAUGAAGACCGGACCGUCACAGAGAUGAUCCGUGUGUUUGGCGAAGAGGCGCUGCUCCACCACACGGUGGUGCUGUUCACCCGCGGAGAUGAGCUUGAGGAAGGAGGUUUGGAGAGUUUCCUGGAUGAGUCUGCUCCGGAAAGACUGAAGGCUCUACUAUGGAAAUGCGGCGGUCGAUACCACGUCAUCAACAACAGAGAAUCAGAAAACAGGACGCAGGUGCGAGCUCUACUGCAAACGGUGGAGAGGAUGGUGGAGAACGCAGGAGGAGCGUGCUUCACCAGUAAUAUGUUCCUGCUGGCCGAACAAGCCAUCCGAGAUGAACAGGAGCGACAGAUGUCGAGCUUGCUGCAGGAGCGAGUGCAGCGGUGGAGGGGUCGAAGGGCAAGUGGAAGGGCGGUUAACAGGCGUCAGGCCCUGCGGUCUGCUCUGAACCACUUCAGAAUCGAAGCUGCUCUCUCUGGGAAAGUUCUGGAGCGUGUGAAGGUCCUGGUUGCAGCCGGGGCCACUGGAAUGGCGGUUGGGGCAGUUUUUGGAGCCGCUGUACCUCUGGCUAUGGCUGUAGGAGCUUCGGUAAUGGGCGGAUCAGUAGGGAUAGCAGCAGGGCAACUGGCGGGAGUCUCAGCGGUGGGGAGCACAGUUGUAGGGAAAGCGUUUGGUGCAAUAGUUGCAGCCACCAUGGCGAAGACCACUGUAGCUCUGGGAGCAGCGACUGGAGGGGUGUUGGGAGGGUCGGUGGGUGCGUUGGCCGGGGCGGAGGCGGCAGGACCACGGGAGGCAGCUCUAGAAGCGCUGGAGCAGGUUGGAACAAUGGGUGCAGCAGUGGUGGGCAUGGCUGCAGGAGUGGGUGGGGCUUUAGGGGCGGGAGCAGUGGUGGGGGUGGUGCUAGAGGGUGGAGCAAUAAGUUGUGCGGCGUUAACAGGAGCCGUGAGUGUUGCUAAUGGAACAGCAGUAGCUGCACCACAGGCAGUGGCCACUGGGGGCAGCAUUGCAGGUGCUGUACAGUCUGUAGGGGCGCUGUGACCUCCUGUGCCAGUUCAGUUGGAGGUUUAUCAGGAACGCUGGAUGGCGUCGGAAAACAACCGCACAAAAUCUCAUGGCUGUAGCUGAGAUCGGAAGAGCAGUGGGAAUUGCGCUAGCUGGCUGGCUGGCCGUGAAGGUGAUGAAGGAAAAAGUCAGGUCAGGAAGCGGAGCUGACGAAAAUAACUACACGGAUCGAAACUCCUACGAGGUCCACUGGAACAAAUAAACAGUGUGCUAACAGUGUGUUUGACAUUCUGCUAGUGUUUAUGAUUUACUUUAGAUCAUAUUACUUGCAUUUAUCAAGUGCCGUGAGAACUUUUUACAUUUAUCUUAGACAGCAGAGAUGCUAAUAUUUGUUAGUGCCUAAGAAAUUAGCAGAAACCCCUCAGAUCAACAUCAGCACUUUUUCUUGUUAAAGUUGAUGACAAAUGCCAUGCUAUUUAUUUCAGAUUUGUUGAUGUAUUUUAUAGAAAAGUAAAUGAUUUCUGGAAUUUUUGACUAGUUUUUAUCUAGUAAUGUACACUUGCACAAUCCAAUUCAAACUGAUGCUUAUAUCUUCAGUUAUAAAAGUAUGUUAGACACCAGUUUUGAUAAACAAACUUGUCUUAAUGAAUUUAAGGUGCUGUAAGCGAUUUUAGCUGUUCUGCUUCCACGAGACUGAGCCGUUGAAUUAGCCACGCCCCUCUUUCCUAAACCCCGCCCUACAAAGAUACCAAAUGAGCUUCAUUGAGACUGACAUCACACAGAAACGGUUGUUAUAAACAACAGCAGCAAAACAGCGCCCUCAACUGGCAACUGUUAUGAACAACAUGGCAUAAAAAUGGCAUUAAGCCUCAAUAAUUCACUGCAUAUAUAAUACAAUGAGAACGUGUCAAAUCAGUGACAGGCAGAAAGCGUGAGAGACCGCAGACACAUAUCUGUUUGUUGUUUACAGAGACCGGUGAGAUAUCUCACGACACUUAUUUCAGUAAUAUCUCUCAGCGAGUAGUUCAAAUAUUUGCAAACAUUACCAUGAAUAAAUCACUUACAGCACCUUUAAAGGUUGAACUGCAAAACAAAGCUGUGUGUUUAAUAUAUCAUGAUGGUUUUGAGAACUGAGAUCUGACUGUUUUUGGCUGGUUUAAUGAGCAUGUGAUCCGUUCACACAAACGUUCUGCACGUGUGAUGAGACUGAAUAUGUGUAUGUUUAUGUUCUGACGCAGUUGCACUAAAUAAACACAAGAA
This is a messenger RNA of Xyrauchen texanus (razorback sucker), 2689 nucleotides long. Its product is annotated as GTPase IMAP family member 4-like. Bases 53 to 1465 code for a protein of 470 amino acids. The record is from RefSeq and is a predicted model, not a curated record. The transcript is spliced from 2 exons. Lineage: Eukaryota; Metazoa; Chordata; Actinopteri; Cypriniformes; Catostomidae. Gene Ontology annotation, molecular function: GTP binding.